AUGACCACAGAAACUGAAAAACGUGCUUUGGAGGACGAUACAGUUGAGUCGAAGAGAAUCAAGUAUGACAAGGGUAUAGCGCCUAUUAAACCGGAGUUUAUAGUCGAAAACCCUUCAGUUCCAGCCGAUGAUCGUUACGUCAACGAUGACGAUGCCGAAGCAGGAGAUCGUAACGGUGAGGAAAAAGGAAAGAAAAAGAAGCGGGGACAGAACAAAAAGAGAGAUAUGAGACAGCAACAUGAGGAAGUGAGGCUUUGUUCUAGUUUAUUGGAUCCAAGCAACCCGGGAACUUGUCGUUUUGGACCAGAACAUUGUAGAAGUACCCAUGAUGUGACCACCUACUUGGCAGCAAAAGCACCAGAUAUCGACGGUGUAUGUCCAGUAUUCAAGUCAAUUGGAUAUUGUCCAGCUGGCUUGAAAUGUAGAUGGCUCAACUCUCAUUAUGAAGAUGGGAAACUCAAGAGAGACCAAAGUCAAAUAGAUGCUUACGCUUCCAGUGGUCAAGGAGAAGUGAACAAGAUUUCCACCGAAGCCAAACUUGCGCUACAGAAGAAAAAGUAUUUGUUUGAGGUGUCAGACAACGUUAUCAAGUACUUGGACCUGCAAGUUCAAAGCGAUGAGAAUAUUGCUAAAAGGGAAGAAGCCAAGGAAAAUAAUGCUAGUUACGUUGAGGCGCCGUUCAAGAUUGCCGAAAAGAAGAAGCUCGAUUUGAGAGGGGCAAAGAUUGUUUCUCCCUUGACUACAGUUGGAAACUUGCCAUAUCGUAGGCUCAUGAAGACGCUAGGUGCGGAUGUGACCUAUUCAGAAAUGGCUCUUUCGCUUCCAUUGCUUCAAGCUACCAACUCCGAAUGGGCACUUCCAAAAGCACACAGCAGUGAAUACCCUGGUUUUGGCGUCCAAAUUGCUACAUCCAAGCAUUGGGCUGCUGCCAAAGCUGCUGAAGUUAUCUACAAGGAGACGACCCAUGUGUCGGAACUCAAUUUGAACUGUGGAUGUCCAAUUGACUUGCUUUACCGUCAAGGACAAGGCUCAGCAUUGAUGGAACAACCUGCUAGAUUAUUGCGUAUUUUGAAGGGUAUGAAUGCUAGUUCUGGUGACAUUCCUGUUACAGUGAAGAUCAGAACCGGUACAAAAGACAAUAAGAAUACUGCUAAAUCUUUGGUUGAAAGAGUGUUGGCGGAAAAUGAUGUCGCUGCCAUUACAUUGCAUGGCAGGUCGAGGCAACAGCGGUAUACCAAGGAUGCCGACUGGGAAUAUAUUAAAGAAGUUGGAGCGGUCGUUACUGAGUGGAACAAUAAGAAGGAAGAAGAUAAAGAAUCGAGUGAAACGAACAGAACCAACUUUGUUGGAAAUGGAGAUGUUUUCACCCAUGAAGACUGGUAUAAUGCUGUGAAUACGGAAGGGGUAGAUUCGGUUAUGGUUGCAAGAGGAGCAUUGAUCAAACCGUGGAUAUUUGAAGAGGUAGAAGCUCAGCAAUAUCUUGAUAAGUCUGCAACUGAAAGACUUGAUAUUCUCCGGAAGUUUGCCGAUUUCUCUCUUGAGCAUUGGGGAUCAGACGAAUAUGGCGUUGGAUUAUCUAGACGUUUCAUGUGUGAGUUUUUGAGUUUCACCCAUCGGUAUAUUCCUGUGGGCAUCUUGGAGAGAUUACCACCAAAGAUCAACCAAAGGCCACCACAAUGGCGCGGACGUAACGAGCUCGAGACAUUAUUGGGAUCUACAGACUACAAGGACUGGAUCAAGAUUACCGAGAUGUUCUACGGUAAGACUGGAGACAAUUUCACAUUUAUUCCCAAACAUAAGAGUAAUGCCUACGAAAGUGGAUAA
Messenger RNA from Meyerozyma guilliermondii ATCC 6260, 1824 nucleotides. RefSeq names its product tRNA dihydrouridine synthase. The transcript has a single exon. Lineage: Eukaryota; Fungi; Ascomycota; Pichiomycetes; Serinales; Debaryomycetaceae. Gene Ontology annotation, biological process: tRNA processing. The record is from RefSeq and is a predicted model, not a curated record. Gene Ontology annotation, molecular function: tRNA dihydrouridine synthase activity; RNA binding; flavin adenine dinucleotide binding. The coding region runs from base 1 to 1824 and encodes 607 amino acids.